AUGGCGGCAGGGAGAGAUUCCACUGCUUCUGGACUCACUUGGUUCUUUUGGAAUAUGUCUGAAAACCCUAGAGUCUUAACCAAGAUUCUUCAAGAGAUAAAAACAAAUCUAUCAACAACAACCGGAAGUAACCAAGACACAUCGUACUUGAACAAGCUGGUUUAUUUACAUUGUGCAUUGAGUGAAUCAUUGAGGCUCUUCCCACCAAUUCCGUUCGAACGCAAGUCUCCAAUCAAACCGGAUGUGCUUCCAAGUGGGCAUAAAGUCAAAUCAGCUACCAAUAUUAUGUUCUUUAUCUAUGCGAUGGGGAGAAUGAAAACCGUAUGGGGAGAAGACGCGAUGGAGUUCAAGCCAGAGAGGUGGAUUUCAGAGACAGGAGGGUUCAAACAUCAGCCUUCGUACAAGUUCCUAUCGUUCAAUGCUGCUCCAAGAACAUGUUUGGGUAAGAAUUUAGCUAUAAAUCUGAUGAAGGCAGUGAUCGUGGAAAUAUUACAGAACUAUGAGAUUAAGGUCAUCAAUGGACAAAAGAUUGAGCCAAAACCUGGUCUUGUUCUUUACAUGAAGCAUGGGCUUAAAGUCACAAUUACUAAGAAAUGUUCGAGUCUGGAGUGA
Brassica napus (rape) is the source of this 612-nucleotide messenger RNA. RefSeq names its product alkane hydroxylase MAH1-like. The transcript has a single exon. Bases 1 to 612 code for a protein of 203 amino acids. Gene Ontology annotation, molecular function: heme binding; monooxygenase activity; iron ion binding. Lineage: Eukaryota; Viridiplantae; Streptophyta; Magnoliopsida; Brassicales; Brassicaceae. The record is from RefSeq and is a predicted model, not a curated record.